Messenger RNA from Penicillium malachiteum, 795 nucleotides. Its product is annotated as vacuolar protein sorting family 37 protein. Gene Ontology annotation, biological process: ubiquitin-dependent protein catabolic process via the multivesicular body sorting pathway; protein targeting to membrane; protein targeting to vacuole. Bases 1 to 795 code for a protein of 264 amino acids. NCBI's taxonomy places the organism in Eukaryota, Fungi, Ascomycota, Eurotiomycetes, Eurotiales, Aspergillaceae. The transcript is spliced from 2 exons. The record is from RefSeq and is a predicted model, not a curated record. Gene Ontology annotation, cellular component: ESCRT I complex.
AUGUCUCAACCAGUGUCGCCCUAUCCCACACAAUCAUCCUUUUACUCAACUCCCACUAUGAUCAACCCAGCUCUGAACGCUGACACACCUCCACCUCCUCCACCCAAACCAAGUAGCCACGAAGCAAGCCGCGGAGGCACUCCUCAGAACCCAUCCAUGCCAGCGCCUCAACAACCUAUACCCUCUGGCUACCGUCCAGACGCGCAAAUGACAAGCGCCCAGCAAUCACCAUACCCUCAACAAGCCCCUCUCCCCGCGCCCCCGACAAUUGAGGAAGGGUGGCUGCCGGAAGAGGUCAAGGACAAGUCGACCGUGGACCUUCAAUCAAUCCUCCAAGAUCCAAGCCUAAUCUCCGCCCUUGCAAGCCAACACCCCUCCCACACCGCCCGCCAAGAAAGCCUCGAGUCUCUCCUUCAAGUAAACAAGGAACUCGCCUCGCGCGUCCUUGAAAUGCAGAACCACAUUUCAGAAGUCCGAGCCUCCACGGAAACAAUGCUUCUCCAGCACCAGUCACUCGAGGUUUCAUGGCGCAAGAAGCAAACCGAAAUGGAUACAGCAUUAGCUCCUUGGUCGCCGAAGGGAUUAUACCAACGACUCAGUGCGGCGAUCGCGGAACAAGAGGCGGUGUGCCAAGCUGUGGAGGAGAGUUUCCUAGACGAAGAACAUCAUGGGCGUGCGACGGAGAAGGAAAUUACAGAUUGGGUCCGUCGUGUACGAGCGGAAGCUUCAAAGUUAGCAUCGAGGAAGGAAGCCAAGGCGCGGUGGGAUGAGGGUCGAGUAGGAGGAUGGCGCUAA